CACUUUUAUAUUAGCCACUCAACGACUCAUGUCCUGCCCAAAAUUCCCUUCCAACUUUCCUUUCUCACACACACCAACUGUGUGUUCUGUUCUUAUUUCUUAUGCUUCCUCACCAAGAAAAACACCUCCUUACCCCUUCGUCACGCACCCUAACUACCAACAAAUCCAAUUCAAUCACACAACUUUAAAACCCUAAUUCAACCACACUACCAUACCACAAAUCACACACAAAGUAAACAACUACACCUCUAACCGCCAUGGCCGACGAUCAAAUUCCGGCCAUAAACCUCCAGGAAUUAAAAGUCCUGUCGGUGCUAGGACGUGGUGGCAGAGGCGUCGUGUUCCUCGUCCGAAACAACUCAUCCGGUGGCGAAUUGCUCGCUUUGAAGACGAUUUUACGAGACUCCAUUGCGGAUAAACCAAAGCAAAUUUUGUUUGAGCAGGAGGUGUUGCGAUUAUCUCAACAUCCAUUGCUUCCGAAACUCCGUGGCGUUGUAUCCACCGAUAAAAUCGUCGGUUACGCCAUUGAUUACUGUCCUGGACGUGAUCUCAAUCAUCUCCAGAAGAAACAAACGGAGAAAAUGUUCUCAGAUAACGUAAUCAGGUUUUACGCGGCGGAGUUAGUGAUUGCAUUGGAGUAUCUACACAAUUUAGGCAUUAUCUACCGAGAUCUGAAGCCUGAAAACGUGAUGAUACAGGAAAACGGUCACAUUAUGCUAAUCGAUUUCGAUCUAUCAACAAAACUAUCACUAAAAUCCCAAUCGCAAUCGCAAACUAAAUCGACACAAACGGUUCAGUUAGUGAAAUCCGAACCAAAAAAGUUAAAAAACACACAUCAAUUUUCAUUUCUAUGUUGUGGUCCAACGAUUCCGUCGGAGGACUCCGUACAUCCCGAGUCAGUUAACUCAGACCGAGUUAACUCAGUUUCAAAGUCAAACUCGUUCGUCGGAACAGAAGAGUAUAUAGCACCGGAAAUGUUAACCGGGACCGGUCAUGAUUUUUCUCUAGACUGGUGGUGUUACGGCGUCGUUUUGCAUGAAAUGUUAUACGGGAAAACUCCGUUUAAAGGAGCAAACAGAAAAGAGACGUUUCGGAAUAUUCUGUCAAAGAUGCCGGAACUCGUGGGAGAACCGACGGCGUUAAGAGAUUUGAUUAGAAAACUGUUGGUGAAGGAUCCGAAACGGAGAAUAUCGGUUGAGGAGAUCAAGGGUCACGAUUUCUUCUGGGGUGUUGACUGGGAGAGGGUUUUGGAGAUCUGUAGACCACCGUUUGUUCCUGGACCGUCCGAUGAGGAGGUGGGUAUGGAUGUAAAUAGGAUUGAUAUUGAGGCUUUUGUUGAAGGGGUGUUUAAAGGAGAUGGUGACGUGCAAGAGGUCGAUGAGUUUAAGAAAUUUUGAAGAGGAUUGAAUUUGAAAUAAGUUAUAUUUAUUUUGUUCAUAAAUGCAUAUAUUGUAAGUCAAAAUCGAAGUUAAAGAGUAAAUUAAGAAAGUACCAAUUUUUUAUAGUCAAAAUCGAAGUUAAAGAAUAAAUUAAGAAAGUACCAUUUUUUA
This is a messenger RNA of Helianthus annuus (common sunflower), 1550 nucleotides long. Its product is annotated as serine/threonine-protein kinase OXI1. Bases 258 to 1397 code for a protein of 379 amino acids. Gene Ontology annotation, molecular function: protein serine/threonine kinase activity; ATP binding. Gene Ontology annotation, cellular component: plasma membrane; nucleus; cytoplasm. The transcript has 2 exons. NCBI's taxonomy places the organism in Eukaryota, Viridiplantae, Streptophyta, Magnoliopsida, Asterales, Asteraceae. The record is from RefSeq and is a predicted model, not a curated record. Gene Ontology annotation, biological process: protein phosphorylation.